Coccomyxa subellipsoidea C-169 is the source of this 843-nucleotide messenger RNA. RefSeq lists its product as hypothetical. The transcript is spliced from 6 exons. NCBI's taxonomy places the organism in Eukaryota, Viridiplantae, Chlorophyta, Trebouxiophyceae, Coccomyxaceae. The record is from RefSeq and is a predicted model, not a curated record. Bases 1 to 843 code for a protein of 280 amino acids.
AUGACAAAGCCGGGUAAGUUGGGGGUGGAUUCGAAUGGGCAAAGAGGGCAGCAGGGCUCUCAACAGCAGGCAAGCCAGAAGGCCUCAGAGGACUCGGAGAAGCCUCACAUACCCAGCGUGCCAGCUGGGCCGUUAGUCAUCAGUGCUGGCUGGGGCAGAACGGGCACAUCCUCUUUGAAGGUGGCUCUGGAUCAGCUGGGAUAUUCCCCCUGCUUCCAUGCGCGCUUCAUGCCAUACAUUACAGACCUCUUCGAUGCCAUGUAUGACUACGCAGAAGGACGCAGGCCGGAUUUCCCAGCAAGAGACCUGUUUCGGCAGUUCAAUGCGGCUGUCGAUAUCCCAGCCCCCCUCAUACCCCUUGUGCUAGAGGCGUACCCUGAUGCCAAGGUGAUACUCACAGUGCGCGAGCCAGAGAAGUGGUAUGAGAGCUAUGUGAACUCGCUGCUGUGGCUCUACCAGACAUGGCUGUUCAAGCCCUUCGCCUACAUUCUCCCCAUGGGCCAAAAGCUGCAGGCGAUUGGUAGAUGGUGGCUGAUUUGGGAGUUUGGCGACGACACCAUGUCGGACAAGGAAGCGUGCAUCCAGGCGUACCUCAAGCACAACGCCCACAUCAGAGCCACAAUUCCUCCAGAGCGCCUGCUGGAGUGGGAGGCCAAGGAUGGCUGGGAGCCCCUUUGCAGGUUUUUGGGUCAUCCUGCGCCGAAGGAGCCUUUCCCCAGGAAGAAUGAGGGCGCUUCCGAGAUGGCCUGGCAGAUCGUGCGCUUCAUUGCAUGCAACCCGCUCGCCGCCGCAGGGCUCAUAAAGUACCAGCACAAGGGUCCGCUGGACUUUGACCUGGUCUGA